Solanum tuberosum (potato) is the source of this 1588-nucleotide messenger RNA. RefSeq names its product 1-aminocyclopropane-1-carboxylate oxidase homolog. The transcript is spliced from 4 exons. The coding region runs from base 342 to 1463 and encodes 373 amino acids. The record is from RefSeq and is a predicted model, not a curated record. NCBI's taxonomy places the organism in Eukaryota, Viridiplantae, Streptophyta, Magnoliopsida, Solanales, Solanaceae.
UUUAACUUCUCUGUUUUGUGGUCAAAAUUACAAGUAUCCAGGAGUCUAAGUUAGUAGCUCCUUGACAAAUCAACUCUAAUCAUUAUGUGGUAAGAAGAGAUAUCCAAAUGUUCUCUUCCUCCGUGGUCCUCAGUUUGACAAAUCUUCUUUUUUGAAGUAAAAAUUAAUUAGCCCUUUAAAUUUUAUCAUGACUAUUUCCUAGUCUACAGCCUCUAUUAUUGCCGGAUGGAGAAGAUUAUAUAUGUUUUGCAUAGUGAGUAGUACUUUUAGUAUCCUGUGCAGCUUAUGAGUUUCUAAGAACCUCAGGUAUUCUACUUGUUUACAACACUCUAGCAAAGAAGAUGGCAAUCUCUAGCACCGAUGAUUUUCAGACCACAAUUCAGAAAAGUUAUGACAAAAUGAGUGAGUUAAAAGCCUUUGAUGAUACAAAGGCAGGUAUCAAAGGACUUGUUGAUGCUGGAAUCACUAAGGUGCCUCGAAUAUUCAUGCUACCACCAAAAGACAGACUGGAGUCCUCGGAUACAUGUGAAACACAGUUCAUUUUUCCAGUGAUAGACCUUGAAGGCAUUUCUAAGGAUCCAAUCAAGCAUAAAGAGAUUGUGGACAAAGUUCGAGAUGCGUCAGAAACAUGGGGUUUCUUCCAAGUGGUUAAUCAUGGCAUUCCAGUAUCUGUCCUGGAAGAAAUGUUACAAGGAACACGAAGGUUUUUUGAGCAAGAUAUUGAGGUUAAGAAUCAGUAUUACACUCGAGAUAUCACGAAAAAGGUGGUUCAUUCUUGCAAUUUUGAUUUGUAUAGCCCUUCUGUUCCAGCUGCAAAUUGGAGAGACACACUUUCCUGUUUAAUGGCUCCUAAUCCUCCUAGUCCAGAAGAAUUUCCAGCAGCAUGCAGGGAAAUACUAAUAGAGUUCUCUGAUCAUAUCAUGAAAUUGGGAAAAUCUGUGUUUGAAUUAUUGUCCGAGGGUCUAGGUCUCAAUCCAUCUCAUCUCAAUGAUAUCGGUUGCGCUGAGGGACUCGCUGUUUUGGGCCAUUACUAUCCAGCAUGUCCUCAGCCAGAACUCACCAUGGGCACCAGUAAGCAUUCUGACAAUGGUUUUAUCACCGUGCUUCUACAAGAUCAUAUCGGAGGACUUCAAGUGCUUCACCAGAAUCAGUGGGUUGAUGUUCCUCCUACGCCUGGUGCUAUUGUCGUGAACAUUGGAGAUCUUCUACAGCUCAUAUCAAAUGACAAGUACAUAAGUGUUGAACACAGAGUAUUGACAAAUAAACUAAGUUCAAGAAUAUCAGUUGCAUGCUUCUUUGGUACAGGUCCAUUGCCAUCUUCCAAUUUUUAUGGACCAAUUACUGAAUUGUUGUCAGAAGAUAAUCCUCCAAAAUAUCGUGUGACCACAGUGAACGACUACACUGGUUAUUUCAGUAAAAAGGGUCUAGAUGGAACUUCUGCACUGUUGCAUUACAAGAUCUAAUCAUAGUAGUGUAACGAUUGAAUAUAUGAUGAAAACUGAGACUUUAACUUUUGAUGUAUCUUAUGCUGAAGCUUCAUAGAUGGUGAAACAUGACCUGUAUCAAUAUGUGAUGGAAAAUUUAUGUA